CACCCCACCACACCCCAAAUAAACUCCAGCUAAAUCUACCUGAGUAAUGUGGGUGGUCCAGUGUCUCAUUUCACAUGUAAAAUGUUUUCACUUCUUCUUCUGUUAACAGCUCCACCACUGAGAUGGGUUUUACUGAUUCUCUUUCCGACUCUCAGCCAUCAGACGUCUGGAACAUUUUCAGUGAAGGUUCAGUCUCCAGCCUCAGGGUUCCUUGGUUCCUCUGUGUCUCUACACUGUGCUCUUGUAAACAACAUGGAUGCUCGAAACCUGGAAGUGAGCUGGUACCGUCCCAAAAUGCAAAACACCCCGAUCCUGUCCUACAAGAACACACAGAUCCAGAGUCCUGUAGAUGUUCAGUACCAGCGCAGAGUGUUCCUGUUAGGAGAACUGGAGAAAGGAGAUGUCUCUCUGAAGCUGGAGAACCUGACGCUAGCAGAUAGAGGAGAAUACGUGUGCCAUGUGAGCAGUGAUAACUGGUACGACAAGGCCACGGUGUCCCUCACAGUGAGAGUGGUGGGAUCCACUCCUGUUCUCUCUUUAACUGGAGCAGGAGGAGGACAGAUAAACGUUAGCUGUCAGUCACAUGGGUGGCUUCCUGAGCCGUCAAUCACCUGGACAGAUAAAGAGGGGAAAGAUCUGAAACAUCUGAGCAAAGACAAGUUCAGCAACAGUUCUGAAGGGGUUGUGGAUGUGUCCUCGUGGCUGAUUGUGUCUCCCUCGGAGUCUGAGUGGAUCUCCUGCUCUGUGGGUUUGUCUGAUCAGGAGAGAAAAGAAGGCAGAAUAAUGUUAUUCGUCCCUGCAGAGUCAUGGAAAGUUUCCUUCUUUGUGACGCUCAUCCUUCUUUUGCUCGUGAGCAUCACCGGAUCUGCAGCGUGUUUGGUGCGAUGUGGAAAAGUUCGGAUCAGGAGGAUAAGAGCUACAGGAAACAAGCUGCGCACACGUGGAACAUCAGGAACUGCAGCAGAAAGGAAACCUCUGGAUGAGAACUGUGUGGAGAAUGGGGAUCAGACAGAAGCUCCAGCUGCAGAUCAUCACACUGUGGAUGGAGAUACCAGGCUGAACGUAACACCAGCUCCAGAUUUGGUCCAAGUGAAAAAAUUCAAAGUGAACAUCACCAUCGACGGAGAGGAAACUCCAGAGUUCCUGACACACGAGGAAAAGGAGGUGAAGUGCUCCACUCCAGUGAAUACAUGGGACAGAAAUCCUGAUGAUGAUAAAAUCUUCACUCUGUGUAAAGAGAAGUUUCACUGUGGUAAACGUUAUUGGGAGGUGAAAGUGAGAGCGUCACAUAAAGAAGAGAAACUGUCCUGGUUCGUUGGUGUAGCGAGUGAUGCAGCUGAGAGAAAGUACAGCGUCCCGUUUACACCACACAAUGAACUCUGGGUUCUCUGCUAUGAAAGAGAAACAGGGCUUUAUAUCGGAGACGAAACAGAACGCAUUUCAGUCCCAGACGUUAAUAAAGAGCUCACAGCAGUGGGAGUGUUUUUAGACUGUGAUAAACACACACUGUCAUUUUAUAAUAUUGAUACACAAUCACACAUCUACACUUUCACUAACGUGGAGCCCAAAACACCUCUGCGUCCUCUGAUCAGCCCCGGAGUCCGAGACAGUCAUCCUGUACGCAUUCUUUACUACAGAUAAUGUGUAAUAAUGAGUAAUAUGGUGAUAUGUGAAUUGAUCAUAUUAGCUGUGAUCUAAUCUGUAUUUACAUAAAGUGUGAUUACGAAGUGUACAUAACACAUUCACAUCGUCUCUCGUACGGCUUUACUGUAGUCAGAAAACACAUUUUUAUUAUGUCUUUACUGAUAUGACACUAAAGUCUUUAAUAACAGAUUCUCCUAGAUCAGUUUAAGAUUUGUACAAUAAGAAUAAAUCCGCUCUGGGUGUUUAAACAUGUUUAAAUGACUGCCAGCUCACAGAAGAGGAUUAUGACCGAUAUUAAUACUUCAAAUGUAAACACAGCACAAAAUGAUCAAAACAACGUCUUAAUAUUCUGUAAAUUUUAAACUCCUCUGAGAGGAUUCACCAUCUCAGUGAUUUCACACAGUGUUUAAUCCCUUUAUGUGCAGCGUCUGUAAGUCCACGCGAAUGAGCUGUUACUAUAGAAAUGAUCCUUAAAAUGAAAUAAAAACGAGUGUAUUAAUAUA
Ictalurus punctatus (channel catfish) is the source of this 2147-nucleotide messenger RNA. Its product is annotated as butyrophilin subfamily 2 member A2. NCBI's taxonomy places the organism in Eukaryota, Metazoa, Chordata, Actinopteri, Siluriformes, Ictaluridae. The record is from RefSeq and is a predicted model, not a curated record. The transcript is spliced from 9 exons. Gene Ontology annotation, molecular function: protein binding. Bases 82 to 1641 code for a protein of 519 amino acids.